UAUGGUGAUCGAUCGCCAGCUGCUGAGUCGGACGAGAGCAACCCUUCUGGUACUCCAGUACUUUCCUCUCUAAUAGUCCUAGUCGCAGCCGUCAUUAUUGAGCUGAUUUUGGGCGGCGGCAGCUCCCUGGAGGUGCCCCAAGCGGGCACCUCUACAGGGGGCAUGCUGUGCAAGGUGUACCCCAGCCCGGGGGCGGCUCGCAGCGUGUGGGGCCUGCAGGGCCACUCGUGCAACAUGGAACAGCACUCGGCCGCGGCCAGCAGGGACGAAAAGGACGCCCUUUGCUGCAACUACGUCCACAUGGACAGGGAGAACUGCAAGUCGAUCUUCGACCUCGUCCGAACCGGGGAGUUGCGUGACAUCGAGGCUCUGGUGGAGAACGUGGGCUCGGAAAUCCUGAGCUCGCGCGACCAGUGGGGCUACACGCCGGCACACUGGGCCGCCCUGGAUGGCAACGUUAACGUCAUGCGCUACCUGGUCGAGCGGUCGGCCCCCGUUGACCUCCCUUGCCUGGGCACUCAGGGGCCGCGGCCCAUCCAUUGGGCCUGCCGCAAGGGCCACGUCGCCGUCGUGCAAGUCCUUCUGCAGGCUGGCGUGGCCGUCAACGCAGCCGACUUCAAAGGCUUGACGCCCCUGAUGACGGCUUGCAUGUUUGGCAAGGCGGCCACCGCGGCCUACCUGCUUGGCAUGACAGCCCUGAACCACCUCACGGACAUCAACGGCGAUACCGCUCUGCACUGGGCUGCCUACAAAGGCCACCCUGAGCUGAUCCGCCUGCUCAUGUACUCGGGCGUGGACCUUCAGAAGCCCGACAACUUCGGCUCUACGCCUUUACACCUAGCUUGCCUUUCUGGAAAUGUCAACUGCGUAAAAAUGCUAUGUGAAAAGAGCAAAAUCGAGCUUGACCCGCGCGACAAAAACGGGAAGACGCCACUGAUGCUGGCGAAAAGCCACCGCCACCACGACGUGGUGCAGGUCCUGCAGUCCGAAUACAAGCGCAGAGCCCGAUGCGUGCCUCCUGUCAACGAAAUUUGGGGUCUGCUCUUCGGUGGAGCUGGCGACUCGAAAGGCCCCCUGCUCCUCUUUGUGGGGUCCGUGCUCUUGUGGGGCUACCCCAUGUAUUUGCUGAGGUGCAUCCCUAUAACAUGGAACGUCCUGCGCGGAUCUCACUACUGUUUCAUCUACUGGAACUUGGUCAUGUGGAUCAGUUGGAUCGUGGCUAACCGAAGAGAUCCUGGCUGCGUCCCUCUCAACACGGAUAGCUACCACAGAGCCAUAAGACAGAUUCCUUAUUAUGACAAGUGGAAACAGCGCAAUAUAGUGCUGUCCCGCCUGUGCCACACGUGCCGUUGCCUGCGACCUUUGCGGGCCAAGCACUGCCGCAUUUGCAACCGGUGCGUGCAGUACUUCGACCACCACUGUCCCUUCAUCUACAACUGCGUCGGCUUGAGGAACAGAAUGUGGUUCUUCAUGUUCGUGGUGAGCAUCGCGAUCAACUGCUCGUACACCAUUUACUUCGCGUGCUACUGCAUCGCCCUCGAGGGCUGGGAGAUGAUGUACAUACUGGGCCUGAUCGAGGCGCUCGUCUUCUCAGGACUCGGAUGGGUUCUUACCUGCACCUCGGUGCUUCACGCCGCAAUGAACCUAACAACUAACGAGAUGUUUAACUACAAGCGCUACCCGUACUUGCGGGACAAAAGGGGCCGCUACCACAACCCUUUCUCGCGGGGGCCGUUGCUCAACCUGAUGGAGUUCUUUUUGUGCUCGGCCAAUGUCAAUAAAGAGGAAGAUUUCCUCGACGAAGAAGCCAUUUGACCAGAGCCUUCGGGCCAGCCGCUGAGGCGCCUCAAAAAAUAGCACACACUUCACACUUUUCUGCUGAUCAAUCGCAGUCUUUCCAAAGAUUUUUGCAAACGUCGAAUCGCCUCCGGUUUCACACUGCGCUCUUAAGGCACGUCCGUUCGAUUUGAAUAUAUUAUAUGCAACGAGACGGCUUCCUAUUUCAAAUUGGCACGCGUGGCAAUAAAUAAUUUUUAAACACUGACAUCAGGUAAGCGGCUACGCUGAGAGUCUAAUUUGGUUGUCUCAUAUUGUACAAAUGGACCGGCUGUAGCAGAUAAAAUGUUGAGAUUUGAUGGGAAAAUUAAUGAAAGGAAAAGUAUGCUUGUUGCUGUUCUUGUUGUAUUUUCGUACUUGAAGCGAUAAAUUCUUUCUUAAGAAAACGGCUCUUGUGCAUUAAAUUAAUGUGUUGUACAAAUAACGUUAACUCGGUGUGGUGUUUAGCCAACCAUCUCGAGGGGUCUUCGGCCGUAUCCAAGAGCUAAUUUUGAGUACUAAGACAAAUUUGACACAACGGCCGAGGCCGCUCGUUGACCAAACCCCUUCUGUGUGAGCUCUCUCGGUUAAAUUUCUGUCGUUAGUUGUUGAGCCCCAACGAAUGCCUGCCUACAUUUACAAAGAUGCAAGAAUUGCAUGCUGCACAUUUUAACAACUCUUUCAUUCCCAUCAUUUCAAAAAGCAACUGAUUAUGCGAAAGUUGAUCAUUUACAAUAUAUAUAUAAUGUAGCAAAUUUACUUAUUGUUAUGCACAUUUAAAAUGCAAUAAAAAACUUUGCUGGCA
This is a messenger RNA of Cloeon dipterum, 2620 nucleotides long. It is a transcript of the gene Patsas, whose product is annotated as patsas. Gene Ontology annotation, molecular function: protein binding; palmitoyltransferase activity. Gene Ontology annotation, cellular component: Golgi membrane. Gene Ontology annotation, biological process: protein palmitoylation. The coding region runs from base 163 to 1815 and encodes 550 amino acids. The record is from RefSeq and is a predicted model, not a curated record. Lineage: Eukaryota; Metazoa; Arthropoda; Insecta; Ephemeroptera; Baetidae. The transcript has 9 exons.